ACGAGAAGGACAGAAGUGCUCCAGUAUGACCGAGACAAAGAAAGCCUGGGACGGACUGUGGUCUCCCGCCUCCGGGCAGCCUCUGCAGGACGGCCUUUACACCGACGACAGGUUCCGGCACGACAUGCUGCUUCAGAAAGACGUGCUUUGGAAACGACCAAAGGAGAUCUGUCCGUUUCCUCAGUUCGUUGCGGACGGAGCCACUCGUAUGGACGUCUGCCAAGGAGAUCUGAGUGACUGCUGGUUCUUGUCUGCAGUGGCGUCUCUCUCUCUCUAUCCUUCUCUUCUGCAUCGUGUCGUUCCCUCUGGCCAGGGCUUUCAGGAGGGCUACAGCGGCUGCUUCACUUUCCGGUUUUGGCAGUAUGGUGAGUGGACUGAGGUGCGGGUCGAUGACCGCUUGCCCACACAAAACGGUUCCCUGAAGUAUCUGUGCUCCUCAGACAAAAAUGAAUUCUGGAGCGCUCUACUGGAAAAAGCUUAUGCCAAGCUGAAGGGGGGUUAUACUGCUCUGAACAUGGGUUUUCCUCAUGAGGCCAUGGCAGACGUGACAGGUGGGGUUACAGAGGGCUUCAUGGUGCCGGCUGACCCUCGAAAGCUGAGCUUUUUCCUUCACCCGCUGCUGCAGAAAGGAGCUCUGAUCAACUGUGCUAACUCCAAGGAUUCCCUUGGGAAGAAGAAUGAGUAUGGGAUUAUGUUCAGGCAUGUCUACUCUGUGACCGGUUUGGAGACGAUCAAGACUACGAUGGGUCCGGUUCAGCUGAUGCGGGUCAGGAACCCGUGGGGUAAUACUGAGUGGGAGGGGCCUUGGAGUGACGAGAAAGGGAAGGAGUGGGACUUGGUGAGCGCUGAAGAGCAGCGGCGUGUUCAGAGAAGCCAGCGUAAUGACGGGGAAUUCUGGAUGUCUCUGGCCGAUUUCUGCCAGAACUUCGACACGAUAGAGGUCUGUCACCUGAGCGAAGAAACGCUGAGCGAGAGCGGAGUCAAAAAGCCCUGGAAAUGUACAUCACAUCACGGACGAUGGGUUUCUUGGCAAGGGCCUCCUCAGUACAGCCUGACCCUGCUGGAGGAGGACGACGACCCCAGUGACCCUGAACUAACGUGCUCAUUCCUGCUGGCGCUCAUGCAGAAACACAUUCGUCUGAAAGGAAUGACGCUGCUGAAGGCCGCGCUGCACAUAUACAAGGCCCGAUCCCAGGGUGAUUUCCUCUCGUCUUGGGACAUGUCUCAGCUGAGGCCGGUGCUCAGCACCACUGUAGACCCUAAUAAUCGUGAUCAGUACGUCCAGCUGCGGGAGCUGGUGCUGCGCGGUCGCCUGGCGCCCGGUCAUUACAUCAUCGUUCCCCAGACUUCAGAGACCAAUGAGGAGAGAGAAUUCCUCCUGAGAGUCCUGACUGAGAAAGGAAACAGUACCGUAUAUGUUGAUACACCAGGAGAAGACUCCUCAUUAACUCUGCCGCUGUCUCCACGUCUCGCAGGUCUGCCGUCUGUAAACGAAGCCAAAGAUCUCUUCGUGAAACACUGUGGCAAGGGGUCUUAUUGUAGCCCUUUGGAUCUGUGUAACCUGCUGAAAGAAGCCAUUGCCAAAGGAGUGUUCGCGGGCAGCGAGAGGCAGCUGAGUCUGGAGCACUGCAAGAGCUUCGUGGUGCUCAUGGACAGCCGAGGAAUGGGACGACUCGACUCGACAGAGUUCCAGGCAUUGUGGGAAAAACUGCGCAAGUGGACGAUCAUUUUUAUGACAUUUGACAAAAACAAGAACCAGGCCCUGGAUUACGUAGAAAUCCCACCCGCACUGACUGCAGCAGGCAUACGGGUGGAUGAGUUCAUAAUGCAGCUGAUCGGCCUGCGCUACACCGAGCCAGAUAUGACGGUCAGCUUCCCGGGAUUCCUCUUCCUGCUCACCAAACUGGACUGCAUGAUGCGCAAGUUUCAGGCAUUUGAUGUGACAGGAACGGGAAUGAUUUCAGUAAACUGCAGACAGUUCCUGUACAUGACCAUGUACAACUGAUUCCAGAGCAGCUGCAGGAACACAGCUCUACAUCUGCUUUACAGAGCGUUCCAGGAGAGGAAGCUGAUUGGUCGAGACAGAGUUACAUUUAAGCUACAAUACUAGAAAUUCUAUAUUAAUAGAUAUGAUGAAAAAUACAGUUACUAUAUAUAUAUAGCAACUAUAAACUUUAUUUUUUUUUACUGCUUGUACUACUAUACUGCUUCUAGUAGACAGAUGUCAAUUAAUUAAUUUGCUC
Puntigrus tetrazona (Sumatra barb) is the source of this 2243-nucleotide messenger RNA. RefSeq lists its product as uncharacterized. Gene Ontology annotation, biological process: proteolysis. Lineage: Eukaryota; Metazoa; Chordata; Actinopteri; Cypriniformes; Cyprinidae. Gene Ontology annotation, molecular function: calcium ion binding; calcium-dependent cysteine-type endopeptidase activity. The record is from RefSeq and is a predicted model, not a curated record. Gene Ontology annotation, cellular component: cytoplasm.